UGCUAUCAACCAACGCCUCAGUUGCGCCCAAGUGCCGUGCAGUGCCUGUUGGAAUAAUCCAACAACGGAAUAAUAACUGGUUGCAGAUUUUUUCAUUCAAAAAUUCUGCGGCGUAGACGGCGGCUCAUCGCAUCGCAGCACAAUCGUCUACCGUAUUAAGUGAAUUACAACGUAGCUGAUUCCAAUUGCUUUGACGUGAUUCAAAGUGCUUAAAAAUUAGAAAAAAAAAAACAAUAAUAACAACAAAGUCACGCUGAAAGCCAAUAAAUAGCAUAUACAAUACAAUAAAUAAUUGUCAUAAAAAUAUUUUCGUCCAACACAACAACAACACAUUCUAAUGGUACAAAUUCGCUCGGUUAAUAAAAAUUUAAAUAAUUAUUGAUGUCUAUAACGAGUGGCUGGGAUUAAUAAAAAAAAAAAAGUAAAAACCUACACGCAAGUAUGCCAACGACUUGCCAAUUCAAAUUUUCGCGCACUACGCCGAUUUACUACAGUGGCGAGCAAAUAAGCGGGCUCAUUGUAUUGAGCAGCACAAAAUUGCUGGCUAUCGAAGGCAUACAAAUAGCUUUGGUUGGCACUGAGCAUGUACAGUGGCUGGAGAGAAACAGGGAGGCCUUGCUGCUGCACAAUGACAGCACUGAAAAGGACAACAAAGUGCUGUACAGCGACAAACAGGAGCGCUUAUAUGGGUCACAUACACUUACGGAGCGUACAAGCUUACAAGCGGCUGAAGUGUGUGUGCAGCAUUUCAGCUUCGACUUGCCUUACGAAGCGCCAGCCAGCUGUGAUAUGAGGUAUGGUGAGCGUGUUUAUUACGUACGUUUAACGUUGCAAUGCAAAUCGGUGUCCGAUAAAGUUUUCAAGGCGCGCAUAACAGUAAAAAACCGCGUGGAUUUGAGCGCGGCGGUAGAGUUGAGUGAGCCCCACACACUGACUGCCGCCAACGCGCCGACAUCAGACGCUCACGCGCCACUGUGCUUCACCUUACCCACAGGCACUGGCUAUGUGCCGGGUCAGAGUAUUGCCUUCACACUGUGCGGCCAGCAUAAAUUUGCCGCCUGCAAUAAGUUGUAUGUGAAUCUGUGUCAGCAUACCAUAUUUCGUGCCUCGAAACCGCAAGCAAAGUGCAAAGAAUACCUCAAAAUAUUAAAUAGUAAUGCACAUAAGAUAAGUUCAUCAUACGUCAUGGUAUCCGGCCAAUUGAGUAUACCAUUAGCGGCGCACAUUUGUCGGGACGGCAGUGAAAAGAGCCUCAUACAUGCAAGUUAUCAUAUUGAGGCAAUGCUCUUUAAGAAAAAGCGCAUUUUGCAGAAGUUGAUUAUACCGAUUGUACUUGGUACGGUGCCACCGAAAAGCAUGCGGCUUAGCAGUGUGCAGCAAUGCGUGGAGGACUUAGAGCAGUACCACUGUUACGAUAAUUUGGCAACUGAUGAAUUAAUAUGUGAUAAACCAAAUGAAAGUUGUGGAAAGGGUGCCGAUUUGUUCUAUUACCUGCCGGAUUAUGCUUCGAUGUUGCUUUUGAAUACUUUUUCGACAUCUGUCAACGCAUUGCAGACACAGGCUGCAACACAUAAUUGCGAGCAAGAGUCUUGUGCUGCAGAUAUCUGUACAACAAAAACUUUAGCAUAGUAAUUGUCCAACAAGAGACAACGAGAUAUCGAGAUAACAAGCAUUUAAGAAAAGUUUCAAACAAAAACUUAAAUACAUUUUUCUAACACUUUGUCAUUUAUAUUACUUAUAUGUUAAUGGUGUUUUAAUCAAAGUAAAUGUAGACAAUGUUAUUAAUAUUUACUUUAAUAAAGAAAAAAUAAUUCUCACUCAAAAUA
Bactrocera latifrons is the source of this 1826-nucleotide messenger RNA. RefSeq lists its product as uncharacterized. The transcript is spliced from 5 exons. Gene Ontology annotation, biological process: protein transport. Gene Ontology annotation, cellular component: cytoplasm. The coding region runs from base 442 to 1629 and encodes 395 amino acids. The record is from RefSeq and is a predicted model, not a curated record. Lineage: Eukaryota; Metazoa; Arthropoda; Insecta; Diptera; Tephritidae.